GGGGGGGCCUGGGGGGUUGGGACGGGGGUGAGGGGGGCUGGGCCAAAAUCUGCCCCAUAGCCCGUGACUAGAGGAGACACGCUCUCGUUCGCUCGAUCGCUCGACUUUCUUCGCUGUGGGUCCAAAGGCUACGCUACGCAGUCACGCAGCCAGUCGUCCGUCAGUCCGGCAAUCAGGCAGCCAGCGAGCGAGCGAGCCAGCCGAGCCAGGAAAAGGCAAAAUCUCCGUGUCUGCGAGCUCUCUCGUUUUCUCGUUCGUUCGCUCCAUCUUUAUCGUGUGUAGGGUUGGGUCGGGCAGUUGACGCCAAAAGCUGAAUUCGACGCGAGGGCUGAUGUGCGAAACCGCGAUUGGGAAUUGGGGUGGUGCGGAAUUCAUGUUCGUCGGGCGUGCGUGCGCGCAGGAUGCGUUGAAAUUUGAGUUCGGCUUUUAGGCAGCGAGCAGGAAUGGGUGCAUCUAUCGGCCUCGGUCGGGAGUUGCGCGAGGGUUGGUGCUGGAAAAUUGGAGGUUUUGCAGCUUGAUGGGAGAUUCUUUUGGCAAUUGGGUCGUGUUUUGUAUCCAAUUGAGUAGUGCAUCGGUGAUGGUCCUAGGAACUGGUCGGAGCGGUGCACAGCGGAGCCGUGAUGGGCGCGGAAGAUUUUUUUCGGAGACAGUGGACAGAGGGAACUUUUUGAUUUGAAUGAGACGGGGAUUUUUUAUGAUCCCUUUUCAGAUGUACGGGAAUGGAGGGAGGCGAAAAAUACUGUGCAGGAUUUUUAGUUUGAGUUACAGGGAGUAAUAAAAAACAGGUUUCAGGAGAGAUUAGGAAAAGGAGUCACCAGCGCAGGUGGUAGACAUGAUGGAUGCAGAUACGCAGCUGAUCGGCUAUUCGCCAGAUGCCUCUCACAGUGGUGAGUCAAGCGACUCCGAAGAAUCGAGCGGAUCAGAUAGUCCUUCCAAUCAGCCGACGCAGCUCCUGUACCCUCAGCUUUCAGACUCUUACGAUAGAUAUGGGGAAGACAUGGAUGACCAAAUUAGAACUCAGCAGCUUGACGCGAUGGAUAUGGCAACCCAACUCAUAGAUGAGGACUUCCGGGAGCACAAGGGAAUGGGAGAUGAUUGCACCAUGAUAAUACAUAGUGAGGACGAGGCUUCGAAAGAUACACAACUGGUCAAUGCAGAUGGUGACAGUGGAGCGAGUUCCGGAAAAGAUGACGAAGCGGACAGUGCUUUGAGUCCGUAUGGUGCCGCUUUCAAACAAAAGACGUCCCACUGGCUUAGUGAAAUGGCAGGCAAGAGAAGAGCGGAGAAUGCUUCAACUUUCUUAACUGGAGAGAAAUCUGCCGGACUUUCUUAUGAUGUUCAUGGAAACAGAUUCAAUAGUAUGGGAUCUGAGCCGGCUAGUAACCUUCAUAAGUGUAACAACACCGAAGCUGGCCUUGGGAAUCCGGUCAAGAUGCAAAAUAGGGACAGUGAACUCCCACAUUUUUUAAAGGAUUCCGAUCUCAACAAGCAGAAUUAUGGGUCCCACAGGAUGGUAGGAACUUGGCAUGAAAUUGUGGGACAAAGAAACAGGUGUAAUGAGGAUGAAAGAGUCUGGGCAUCUGCAGUAGGAGGACUCCAUCUACAGGAUUCGGAUGGAAGUACAGAAGACGAAAGAAGAGAAGAGGAUGACAAGAAAUGUAAUUUGAACUCAAGUAGUACUUAUCAUGUUGAAGGCAAUUUGUCACAAAGUAUGAGAGGUCGAUUAUCAGCUUACAGCUCAGGUAAUUUCUGUCAACAGGAUCUCAACAAAUCACCCGAGCCUGAAACCCUGAUGAUGGACGAAGAUUGGCGAGAAGUCAACGGAGAAGACUUGGGUUUAAUUGGAAGGAUAGAUGAAGGUGGAUCCAAUGUAGGACUUCUCGACAAGCCUGAAGUAGCUUUAAUUUCCCAGACUACACCUGUUGGAAGCAGGAACAGUGAAGGCUUGCCGGCAGAACCUCGAAGUUUGUCGAAAUUGCAUUCAAACUCACGAACGUCUGGGUCCAUCCGAACAUUAUCAUUGCGGGCUUCAGCGCUUCGUGCAUCCUCCUGUUCCAGUUCAGCCAGAUAUCGUCAUACACCUCAGGGUUCUCAAAGUCAGGAAGUACACAAGCUUGAGACAGAGGCAACCAAUGAAACACAGUGUGAAGAACCUUGGAAAACAGCAAAGUCUGCGGAUUAUAUUACUCCCACAUCUAGACCCUCUAUCCAGAAAGGAGUUUUUUCUUCUGCUGCCUCUGUGGCUUCUGUGUGGUCGAAUACCGAGAAAGCGGGGGAGUAUUCAAGAGAUGCUGAGAAGGAGAUGUUGUCGGGGAAGGUCAGGGAUCAUAUCGAAGGUGAUUUUAGUGGAGAUAAAUGUGGUAGGAGUGGAAAAUCUGUUUUGGGUCUUGAAGUCCCCAAAUUCGGAGAUAAGAAUUUGUGCAGAGCUAGAAAACUCUUUUCAGGGAAUGAUAAUGAUGCAGAUGACAUCUUCAGUCAAGUGAAGGUUGAGAAUGUGCAGAAGUCGCCAUCUCCUGCACGGGACGACGGGGCGGCGAGGGAAAAGGUGGAGAUCACCCCCCCUACUAUAACGGACUCACAAGCCGACAAGACACUGGAAAGGCGCAGCUCCUUUGGGUCAGGAGUUUUCUCAGGAGGCAGUGAGUUGAGCUACUUAAAUUUUCAAAGUCCAGGAGAGGAUUCACAGGCCCGGGCAUUGAACAUGGUUGACAAACUUGUCUGGCUUAAUGCUAUUGGCCUGCCCCAAGAGCUCCAAUUGGAGGAAGAGAAAGCUCCCGCACGAUGCCCAUCUGUUGCAAAAAGUGCACUCCAAUUAAGAGUACAGGUCGCGGAGGCGAAGGUGGGUAUGAACGAUCCAUUGGGAGUCUUUGAUUGGGUUGAUAGCCAAAACGACGAAGCUGGUAAUUUUUUCGGGAUCAAGGGAGCCAGUGCACUCAAAGGGACUUCAAAGGCUCCAGUAGCUAUGGGCCAUCCAAAACAAACUGGGUUUGGGACAAGAAAGUCUGUUUUCUUAGAUGCUUAUGGACUUAGAAACAAGAAGAUGGAGAAGGUUUCCGACAAGCCGUUCAAACCUGCGGUGAUUGCAGAUAGGCCGAAAGCUGUUGUGCAUAAGAAUAUGUCAGGCCCGAAGGAUAACAAAGGUGAGCAGCAUGGGAAGUUGAGUAGGGAUGCAACGAACGCUGGGCUCACAAGCACUUUGAAUGAACCAGGGCUUGUGCAAACUUCACUACAUGUGGAUGCACCUCGGAAUGUGAUUGGGAACAAAAUGUUGCAAGACAAUAGAGACAAUAGAGGCAUGAAGAAUGUAGAAGGUGACACCGUCAUUUCAGCGGUGGAUAUUUCUCGGUUAGAUUUGACAUCUAACGCAGCAGUGCAGAGGAGUUCAGGUCUGCUGGGCGGACAUGGUUCGGAAGGUCUGCCAAAGGGAGUUGGACCCCAAGACUCUAGACAAGCCCCAAGAUGUUUAGAGCAACCGCCGAAGACCCCCGAUGUACAUAAGGGAAGCGGCAAGACAGUAUCUGAUAAACAAGCAGAUGAGGCCCUGAGUGCUAGUAAAGGUAAGGGAUCUUCAGAUCUACCACAUGUACCUUCAAAACCCGGCCAAAAGGGCAAGUCAUUGCAGACGGUCAUAUCUCCUAGAGAUAAUGGCCCAGAAGGAUUUCAAGAACCUGCUGCUUCAAGAAAGAAUGAGAAGGCAGAGAGUACUUUAGGUGAUGGUCUUUCUGAGUUGACACAUUCUAGACAAGAUAGCAAUGCGAAUCAGCAGGCCGAAGGCAGGCUCACAGGUUUGACAGGCUUUCCAUGUCUGAACGCAUCGAAGGUCUUAAUUCCAUCGACAAAAGAUCAAUUGGGUGGAGGGUUGACGACAACUGAUUUAUCCGACGUUCCUUGUUGUCCAAACAGGCCAGUUGAUAUUGGCAAUCAAGCUCAUUCAACUGAAGCAGAGGUGCAGCCUCAAAAACUGGAAACUGCAGCUGGAGAGGAUAAACUAGGGGAAGCUAGGAUAGAAGUCGAUAACAAGGAUGGUAAGCAGAUUGAACUCUUUCUUAAGUUUGAUGGUGUACUAGAAAACGAUUGUAUGGAUUGUGAUGUGGAUGGGAGUAUUGGAGCCAGGGGCAGCGUUUCGUCAACUUUACUUUCUACGGAUAAAGAAGGAGAGGAUGAGAAAGAAGCUGAGGAGAACGCCGAAGUUGUGUCAGUUCGAGAGAUACAUAUGGGACCUGACACUCUAGGGGCUGUAGAAGCGAUGGAGAUGCUGAGCAGUGAUUGCCUUGCCUCAAGUGGCGAUGGAUCCGAUGAGCCUGCUACAAGUAAGGAUCCUGCUGGGUCUCCAGCAACAGUACAUCCAGUGAGCAGCGAUGAUAAAACUACCGGCCUGAAUACAGAAACACAUGAUGGUGUUGUUGAGGGACGGCGUAUAGUUACUCGUCGCAGUCGUACCCAGGGAAGACAGAGUACGAGAUUUGAGAGUACCGAUCCUAUCAAUUCUUUCAGAGAUGUAAAGAUGAGAGGACGUAACAGACGAGUUGAGGGUACCGAUCCUCCUAUUGGGAAGUACACUGAUCCCAAGGACAGAGCAAGGAACAGGAGAGUAAGCUGGGCUGGUCCAGUGGAACAAGUGCCCAGGAGGCCUGUCCAGGUCAGAAGAGGUCGGAGUGCUAGACAUCAGCAACACGUAUGUACAGAAGAGGAGCGUGCAGAUAAUGCCCGACAAAAUUCCGACCAUGAGGAAGCGGAGGAUGUAAAGGAUGCUGGAAAUGGAGACAGGAAAAGGAAGGUUGAGGCUUUGGAAGUAGCAGUAUCAAAAGAUACUGAUCUAGACAAGAUCAAAAGGAGAUUUAACAUGUCGGAUGCCGCCGUAGCUAGGCUCCUUGGAACUGACGAGGAUGAGGACGCAGAAGUAAACCUUAGUCCUGGUGUAAAAAUUCGCUCACUUAGCCAUAUGCAACCUCCUGAAGCAGAGGAAAAUGAGAAUGUAGAUGCUCCUAAGGUUAGGAAGGCUGGUAAAGGUUUGAGAAGCUCUCGGAGUCGUGGUGAAGAUGGGUCCAUCAACGGCAGAAGAAAACGAGCUUGUACGACAUCUAGUGAUCUAGAGAAGCAGGGUGGCGACGAGAUGAAGGGUUCCCCCUGUGAUACAGAUGCUGCGGAUACAAGCGUCGACGGGACGGCUUGUGUGGAGGCUCACCCAUCAGACACUGAAGCUCUUCCUGGUAGGAGAAGAAUGCGAAGUAUCGCGGAUGUUUCUUCUCCUGUGAAGAAAACCCUACCAGGAAGGCCUCCUCAGGGUUCAGGUCUGCGUCGCGGUAGAGGUAGGCGACUGCCUAGAGCUCCUGGUGAGCAAAAAGCAGAUCCAUCUGAUGCCGAGCAGGUAGAAGUUCCUCCUCAACCUCCACCACCUCCUCCUCCUCCUCCUCCAAGUACUACUCCUGCUUUUCCUUCAAUUAGUGGACGUCUACGAGGGAAGGGAGGUCCAAGAAGCGCCCGCAAGCGUAAGGAGCUUGAGCCUCUUACAGUAGAGGUGAGCGCAACAAGCCCCACUUCAUCUAAGGAGGCUAGCACGACUUCGUCAAAAGAGGACUCCAAGCGUAGGAAGGGAGAAGCCAUAUCAACAUGCGUUCUGUUCAGUCAUGGCCUGGCUGACGACGUUGGCAAGCAGCAAAGAAAGAUUGUGAAAAAAUUGGGUGGAAGAGUGACAACUUCAGCAGCCGAAUGUACUCAUUUUGUGGCCGACAAGUUCGUGAGAACAGGAAACAUGUUGGAGGCCAUGGCUGCUGGGAAGCCCGUCAUCACCGCAGAGUGGCUGGACAAUUGUCUCGAGGCACAGGGUUUUGUGAAUGAACAAGCCUACAUUCUUAAAGAUACGCGGAAAGAGGAUGAGAUGGGAUUUUGCAUGGUUUCCACUUUAAAUGCCGCACAACAGAGACCCCUUUUGCAGGACAUUAGAGUGUACAUUACGCCUGGUACAUCACCGGGACCAGAGGCUCUUGCUAGGAUUGUUAAGGCUGCUGGAGGCCAGGUUGUCGAUGAGUACAUUGGUCCAGCACCUGACGGAGUUAGAGAAUCAGAUUAUUGUCUUGUGCUGUCGUCGGAAGAAGAAUUAGAAACGUGCAGUCCUCUCCUUGAGCAAGGUGCGAAGGUGUUUACACCAGAACUUCUUCUUAGUGGUGUUAUGUGUCACAAACUUGACUUCUCAAAUGACCAGCUGUUCAAGAGUUUCAAUAAUAGACGGCGACGAGCUUCUCUAUCGAGAAGAACCACACUGUAGUAAUUAUGUUCCAAUUGAUGUAAACCAGGUCAUUUAAUACAUAUACAUAUAUAGUAACUUCUGUCACUGUACCUAGCAGUCAAUAAUUACUUUGUAUCUGUAACUUGAGGUAUCUUAGUUAAAGUAGUGUGAACACACUAUACAUAAUCCUUUUCUGUGCUACCCUGUCAUGAUUGUACAGCUCUAGAUCAAAUGAGGUACACGGAUGCCUUAUUUGUGUAGGAGACAGAGCGUAGAAACUCAACACUAAGCCCCAAUCCCCAUUACCAUGAAGGGAGCUGGCCAUGCUCCCUUGUCAGAUAGAUAGGUAGGUUGAGUUGUAGAUUUGUCGGUUCAAAAAUUAAUCGGGGUAACAUAUUGAUCUGUGCACAAGAAUGAUCAGUGAGGGGACUUUCAUGUAACUUGUCCCUGUGUAUCAUGUACAUGUUAAUUGCCAGCCUUAUGUAAAUUAGCGUCUAUCGAUUCAAAUUUC
Molecule: messenger RNA, 6737 nt
Organism: Marchantia polymorpha subsp. ruderalis
Lineage: Eukaryota; Viridiplantae; Streptophyta; Marchantiopsida; Marchantiales; Marchantiaceae
Source: the annotation of a GenBank genome assembly